AGGCUCUCAAAUCAAUUUAUAAUGAUAAAUUAGAUAAUUUACAUUUAACAAGUGUUGUCAAACUAUGUUCAAUGCAGAGAGUCAUUUCCGGUUUGGGUCAGCACAUAUCCGUUUUGUAUAUGUGGAUAUGCCCCAUUUAGGAUUUGUCACAUAACAGGCUGCCGAGAAACCAAUUGAUACAAUUAUAAUCUCCAGGCAUAACUUGGCACUCAUUAUUUCUCUAUAGGGAAAAUGAAUCAAUUCAUGAGCCCCACUGUGACUACCAAAAUCAAAUCUGAUCUGAGGGACAUUGACGUCUGAGCUUUACAAGACUUCAGUGUCAAGCUGGAAGAGGAGCGUCAAAAAGACACGAAUGAAGAAGUAAAACUUGAGGCUGCACUCUUCGGACCAUAUAUGGAGGUGAAGCCAAUCCGUGGAUCAGCGACGCGUCGUAACAAGGGAUGUUCAGACUCACUACUGCCACCUACCGCCUUGAGGUAACGUCAGUACCCCUGGAAGCGUCGAUACGAGCGGAAACCGGAGAGCAGAAGAAGAAAAGGACGAAGAAGAGGAGGAAGCAACAAACUGACACAACACCAGCAUGCAGGACUGCUGCAACCCUGCUUCUUAUUAUAGAAACCAAAACUGCUGCGAAACUAAACUCGUUGCCAAACCCGCCCACACCGGCUUCUCGUACACGGCAACCGUGCUGCUUCUCACGAGCUCCUCAAAUCUGUCUUGAAAAUGUCUCGAGGCUAAAAAGAGUGAAUGGAGUUGGCAAGGCGAGCCGUAACAGGACUCGUUGUGUUGUAGGCUAUGAGUGAGGGUGAUGGAGGACAGUCAAUGUGGAGACUUGGACUACCUGGUCCAAGAUGAGGAUACCCUCAUUGAAGGUGUUAGCAACCAGGUCUUAUUUGUCGUGGUGCUGAGCCUCACCUUCCUUGCAGGACUUCUCACUUUGCUAUGCAGACAAGAGCAGCAGAACAUUCAUCCUGAGAAUCAGGAGCACGUUCGAGCCGUCCGACAACAGCUCCAAACCGAGCAGGAUGAAAAUCCUCAGGCGGAAGCCCGGCAGCAGUAUUACACAGACAUGUCUUGUCCAGUGUGUUUACAGCAGGCCGUUCUGCCUGUGGAAACCAACUGUGGACACCUUUUCUGUGGAUCCUGCAUUGUAGCCUACUGGAGGUAUGGCACAUGGCUGGGUGCUAUUCACUGCCCCAUCUGCAGACAAAUGGUUACGUUGCUGUUCCCACUGUUUCAUGAGCACACCACUCCUCAGAGGGUCCAGGAGGGGGGGGCGGAGCCUCAGCUGAUACUAACGGACAUCGUUGAUUACAAUCGCAGGUUCUCAGGCCAGCCAAGAUCUUAUAUGGACAGGCUGCGAGAUGUGCCCACCCUGCUUCGUCACGCCUUUCGGGAGAUGUUCUCUGUGGGUGGCCUCUUCUGGAUGUUCAGGAUUCGGAUUCUUCUCUGCCUCGUGGGAGCAAUCACCUACCUGGCCUCGCCGCUCGACAUCCUCCCUGAGGCACUUUUCGGUCUGCUGGGUUUCAUGGACGAUUUCUUUGUGAUCCUACUUCUCUUUGUGUACAUCUCCAUCAUGUACAGAGAGGUGGUAACGCAGAGACUAAAUGGCUAGAGGUUCACUCAUAACAGGCUUUCGCUCGCUCGCAGCGGGCUCGAGAAGAGUGGACAUGUAAAGACUGAAUGAAAGAACACGGUCGAUCAAUAAUACUGAAUCUCUCAGAGAGGUUUACUUUGAAAAGCUGGGGAUCUUGGUUCAUCACUGGAGAGGGGUCAGCAAAAGAAUGAACUCUGAAUGUUCACACUGUAGAUAGAAUUCACCAAGAAUGGUUCAUAGAUUGUUCGAGAUCAAGGGGGCACAACAAGACAGCAGAAUACUUAUUAGACUGCAGUCAGCCAGGGAAGUCGUCUCGGUGCAUUCGGUGACUUGAGAGGCACCCCCAACUGAACACUACCAGCCAAUUGUGUGUCAGCAUUGCCAGUUAUUUGGUUAAUGUGCAUGAACAUAAUGAAGACAACUGUGUAACAUAAUGUGGUCAUGAAUGUACUGUAUACAUGGCAGUGUCUUGAUUAUACGCAUUUAAAGUUGGCUGUCUGCAUUGAGAUUAUUGAGUGUAGAACCAUCUUUUUGUUGUGGCCAUUGCAGCCUGUUGGGUCAAUUAAACUGAUGAUGCAUUUGUUUAAGUAACCUGUGACUAUGCAUAUUCAUAAUGACCAAAAAGAAAAAACCACAGCCUUUUUGUGCUUGUGAGACAAGUCACGUGAUCAUUUUUCUUCCAACAGUUUACAUUUAUAGCUCAGCACUGAGGAGGUCUGAACCUCUGCAUGUGAACUGAGGAUGGACACGACAACCAGACCGUUUCAUUAAUAACUUUUCAAAUUCAAUUUAAAAAGUAGUCUUGAUCAUCAAAAGAAGGCAAACCAAAGGUAUCGCAGAGUAAUUAAAGGGCUUGUUGAAUGUAAACACGCUGAAGUCAUGAAUGUUAGUUUAAAGCUAAUUGUGUUUUUUGAAUGUCUUACAGUCCUGAGGCUCACAGUCCACUGAACUCUGCACACCACAAAGAUUUUCAGAUGCAUCAGUUAAUGUUUUGGAACAUCAGUUUCUUAAUUGUUAACCUGUUGGUACAUAGAAAAAAAAGGUUAUUCAUAUUUCAAAAUUAAAUUAACAUGCACUAUGUGAUUUAGUAAUUUAUUUUUUGGGGAAAUAUUUUUGCCACAGCAUGCUGGAGUUAUGCUGGUUCACAGUAAAGAUGUUGUUCUCGUUCUCAA
Cyclopterus lumpus (lumpfish) is the source of this 2769-nucleotide messenger RNA. RefSeq names its product ring finger protein 170 (gene rnf170). The coding region runs from base 809 to 1615 and encodes 268 amino acids. The transcript is spliced from 8 exons. Gene Ontology annotation, molecular function: ubiquitin protein ligase activity. NCBI's taxonomy places the organism in Eukaryota, Metazoa, Chordata, Actinopteri, Perciformes, Cyclopteridae. The record is from RefSeq and is a predicted model, not a curated record.